Molecule: messenger RNA, 2357 nt
Organism: Aspergillus saccharolyticus JOP 1030-1
Lineage: Eukaryota; Fungi; Ascomycota; Eurotiomycetes; Eurotiales; Aspergillaceae
Product: bifunctional molybdopterin adenylyltransferase MobB/molybdopterin molybdotransferase MoeA family protein
Exons: 4
Coding region: 39-2192 (717 amino acids)
Biological process (GO): Mo-molybdopterin cofactor biosynthetic process; molybdenum incorporation into molybdenum-molybdopterin complex
Cellular component (GO): cytosol; cytoplasm
Molecular function (GO): molybdopterin molybdotransferase activity
Source: RefSeq, a predicted model, not a curated record
CCUGCAGCAACAACAACAAUAACAACAACUUGCUUACGAUGGCCGACACUACCCUUCUCAAGGCAGCCAUCCUAGUGGUAUCUGACACCGCUUCCAAAGAUCCGUCAACCGACAAGGUUGGCGAUGCUCUCACAAAUGUCUUUUCGACCGCGGGCUCGAACACCUGGGACCAGCCCAUCAUCAAGAUUGUCCCAGAUGAUGUGCUGGAGAUCCAACGUGCUAUUUGUGGCUGGACAGAUGGACCAGAUUGGGUGAACUUCAUUUGUGUCAGUGGGGGCACAGGUUUUGCAUCCAAGGACAUAACGCCUGAGGCCGUCUCACCUCUCAUCCACCGCCAUGCCUCCGGCCUUGUACACGGCAUGCUUGCUGCAUCUUUAAAAGUCACACCGUUUGCCAUGAUGUCGAGACCCGUUGCCGGCGUGCGUGACAAAACCUUGAUCGUGACCCUGCCUGGUUCUCCCAAAGGGGCCAAAGAGAACCUGGAAGCAAUCAUUAAGCUUCUUCCCCACGCAUGCAGCCAAGCAGCUGGUGCAAAUUCUCGAGCUCUUCAUGCAGGUGGCAUCAAAAAGCUAGAGGCUGACGCAGGAGUGUCUUCUUCUUCUUCUCCUCCUCAGCCAGCCAGUCACGCUCAUCACCAUCAUCACCAUCACGACCACAGCCACGGUCACUCCCAUGGCCACGCCAUACCCAGAGCACAUACCAAUCCCUCCGAACGGCCACAGUCUAACGACCCGAAUGCAGGGCCAAACCGUCGUUAUAGAGAAUCCCCAUACCCGAUGCUCUCUGUUGAUGAAGCACUCAAGCUUAUCAGCGAGCACACGCCCGAACCCAACAUCAUCGAGGCCCCCGUAACCACAGCUAUAGUCGGGUCUGUGGUCGCCGAGGAUAUUUACGCAGCCGAAGCGGUUCCGGCAUACCGAGCCAGCAUCGUUGACGGAUACGCUGUGAUUGCUCCCGAAACACCCAACUCCGGCCCCAACACCCGCGGUAUUUUCCCUGUAGCCUCGAUCACGCAUGCCAACGAGGGCGGGACACUCACUCCCCUGGAGCCUGGGACCAUUGCCCGCAUCACCACCGGCGCUCCACUGCCCCCGAACGCCAACGCGGUUGUCAUGGUUGAAGAUACCGUUCUCGCCAGCUCCACUCCCGACGGACUAGAAGAAGCGACGGUCGAGAUCCUUACCUCCGAGAUCCAACCCGGCGAGAAUGUUCGCGAGCCCGGCAGCGACGUCGCCCUGGGCUCCCUCAUCCUCCGCCAGGGCGACCUCAUCACCUCCGUCGGCGGUGAGAUCGGCCUCCUAGCAGCCACAGGCACACGGACGGUCAAAAUCUACCAGAAGCCGCGCGUGGGCGUCCUCAGUACUGGCGACGAACUCGUUGAACACAACGACCCGCGCAAGCUCACCGGCGGGCAGAUCCGGGACUCGAACCGCCUCUCCCUCCUUAGCUGCCUCACCUCCUGGGGCUUCCCCACCGUGGACCUGGGCAUCGCGCGCGACACGCCGGCUGGCGAACUCGAACAGCACCUCCGCGAUGCCCUACGUGGUGUCGGCACCGCGCAGCACAGCGUCGACGUCAUUAUCACUACCGGUGGCGUCUCCAUGGGCGAGCUGGACCUCCUCAAACCGACCAUCGAACGCUCCCUCGGCGGCACCAUCCACUUCGGCCGCGUCUCGAUGAAGCCCGGUAAACCAACCACUUUCGCCACCGUGCCCUUCAAACCUUCCUCCUCCGGCGCCGCGCAGCAGGGCCAGCAGCAGGAACGCCACAACAAACUCAUCUUCGCCCUCCCCGGUAACCCGGCUUCCGCCCUGGUCACCCUCAAUCUGUUCGUUUUGCCGUCGCUGCACAAACUGAUGGGUAUGGGCCGGAGGCAAGGGGCAGGGUCUGUUGCACCAGUACCCUCCCCGUCAUCGCUGGGCUUGCCGCUGGUGUCGGUCACGCUGGCGCAUCCGUUCCCUGCGGACCCGAAACGCACCGAUUAUCACCGGGCGGUUGUCACGGCAUCCAGGUCGGAUGGGCGGUUGUACGCCACAAGUACCGGGGUGGAGGGGGUGGGCCAGCGGAGUUCCAGGGUAGGUAGUCUGGCCAGUGCAAAUGCGUUGGUCGUGGUUCGGCCUGGAAGGGGGAAGGUGGACGAGGGGGCUUUAGUGGAAGCGCUGAUGCUGGGGUCAGUUGUGGCGGGUGUUUGAGUCGUGGUAGGCUGUAGGACAUCAUGUAUACUGGAUGCCAAAAUGGAUUUGACUUAAUCAUUAGUCCUAAAACAUGAAGACUAAGCAACUCUUGUCGAUAGGGCCGAUCCUGGCCUUUGUUUGAAACGCUUCACACGAGUUCAAAAUUACUAUAAUUGCAGGAAG